Cynocephalus volans (Philippine flying lemur) is the source of this 684-nucleotide messenger RNA. RefSeq names its product claudin 15 (gene CLDN15). Gene Ontology annotation, molecular function: structural molecule activity. NCBI's taxonomy places the organism in Eukaryota, Metazoa, Chordata, Mammalia, Dermoptera, Cynocephalidae. Gene Ontology annotation, cellular component: plasma membrane; bicellular tight junction. The transcript is spliced from 5 exons. The record is from RefSeq and is a predicted model, not a curated record. Bases 1 to 684 code for a protein of 227 amino acids. Gene Ontology annotation, biological process: bicellular tight junction assembly; cell adhesion.
AUGUCAGUGGCUGUGGAGACCUUUGGCUUCUUCAUGGCAGCCGUGGGGCUGCUGAUGCUUGGGGUGACCCUGUCAAACGGCUACUGGCGAGUGUCCACCGUGAACGGGAACGUCAUCACCACCAACACCAUCUUCGAGAACCUCUGGUUUAGCUGUGCUACUGACUCCAUGGGAGUCUACAACUGCUGGGAGUUCCCAUCCAUGCUGGCCCUCUCUGGGUAUAUUCAGGCCUGCCGGGCACUCAUGAUCACCGCCAUCCUCCUGGGCUCCCUGGGCCUCUUUCUAAGCAUGCUGGGGCUGCGCUGCACGAAUAUUGGGGGCUUGAUGCUCUCCAGGAAAGCCAAGCUGGCGGCCACCGCAGGGGCUCAACACAUACUGGCAGGUCUCUGCGGGAUGGUGGCCAUCUCCUGGUACGCCUUCAACAUCACCCGGGACUUCUUCGACCCCUUGUAUCCCGGAACCAAGUACGAGCUGGGCCCCGCCCUCUACCUGGGCUGGAGCGCCUCCCUGCUGUCCAUCCUGGGCGGCAUCUGCCUCUGCUCCAACUGCUGCUGCCCCCCUGACGAGGACCCCGCCGCCGGCACCCGGCUCCCCUACAAGGCUUCCGCAUCCGUGAUGCCCCUGGCCCCCUCGAAUGAAGGCGACAGCAGCUUUGGCAAAUACGGCAAAAACGCCUAUGUAUAG